AUAACCUAAAAAUUCUUUUCAGAAGUGUUUCGCGUUCAUUUUCUCACUCGUGUCUUUUGGUGAACGUAAGUACACAAACACAACAUGUCGUCGAAAGUAUCGAAGGAUACGCUGUACGAGGCCGUCAACGAGGUGUUGAGCCAGGCCAAGAUACACAAGAAAAGAUUCUUGCAAACAGUCGAAUUGCAAAUUGGUCUCAAGAACUACGACCCCCAAAAAGACAAGCGUUUCUCCGGCACCAUCAAACUGAAGCACAUCCCUAGGCCAAAGAUGAAGGUGUGCAUUCUUGGUGACCAGCAGCAUUGCGACGAAGCCGAGGUAAACAAGGUACCGUUCAUGGACGUUGAAGCCUUGAAGAAGCUCAACAAGAACAAGAAGUUGGUGAAGAAAUUGGCUAAACGAUACGAUGCAUUCUUAGCCAGCGAAGCUCUUAUUAAACAAAUCCCACGUUUAUUAGGACCCGGUUUAAACAAAGCGGGCAAGUUUCCUGGUCUUUUGUCCCAUCAAGAAUCGAUGAACAUGAAAAUCGAUGAAGUUAAAGCCACCAUUAAAUUCCAAAUGAAAAAGGUAUUGUGUCUGUGUGUUGCUGUUGGUCAUGUUGACAUGAAAUCCGAUGAAUUGGCUCACAACAUUCAUCUUUCUAUCAAUUUCUUAGUUUCGUUGUUGAAGAAACAUUGGCAAAACGUUAAAUCACUACACAUCAAGUCAACGAUGGGAGCCCCACAACGUUUGUACUAAUGUGUAAUUCGAUUUUUAAUUUUUUAAAUAAAGACCACAUUAAUUUCAAAGU
This is a messenger RNA of Acyrthosiphon pisum (pea aphid), 790 nucleotides long. It is a transcript of the gene RpL10Ab, whose product is annotated as ribosomal protein L10Ab. The record is from RefSeq and is marked provisional. Gene Ontology annotation, biological process: translation. Gene Ontology annotation, cellular component: large ribosomal subunit. Lineage: Eukaryota; Metazoa; Arthropoda; Insecta; Hemiptera; Aphididae. Gene Ontology annotation, molecular function: structural constituent of ribosome; RNA binding.